Saprolegnia diclina VS20 is the source of this 4841-nucleotide messenger RNA. RefSeq lists its product as hypothetical. The transcript is spliced from 2 exons. Gene Ontology annotation, molecular function: nucleosome binding; DNA binding; histone binding. Bases 69 to 4772 code for a protein of 1567 amino acids. NCBI's taxonomy places the organism in Eukaryota, Oomycota, Saprolegniomycetes, Saprolegniales, Saprolegniaceae. Gene Ontology annotation, biological process: transcription elongation-coupled chromatin remodeling; nucleosome organization; mRNA transcription by RNA polymerase II. Gene Ontology annotation, cellular component: transcription elongation factor complex. The record is from RefSeq and is a predicted model, not a curated record.
UGAAGCCCCGCACAGCGAAACCUGUGGGGUUGGAAGUCCAGUGAUCCGGAGCAGCAGACCAACCCACGAUGCCAUCGUCCGAAGAUGAGAACUCGCCGGCCGUGUCCGAGUCGGAAUCCGAGUCGGAGAUGAAGGCCGACCCCGGCUCGAAGAAGCGCAAGCUGGACAAGAAGGGCAAGACCAAGGCGGCCAAAAAGAGCCGCGUCAUGGACAGUGACGACGAGAAGCCCCGCAAGAAGAACGCCUUUGUUGAAGAGGAAGCGUCCGAGAGCGAUGACGACGGGAAGGAGAUCGACUCGUCCGAAGAAGAGGACGUCGAAGAAGACAACACGUACGUCAACGACGGCUUCGUCGUCGGCGACGACGACGAGAGCGAUGAAGACGAAGGCCGGGGCCAUCGCAAGCGCAAGAAGAAGAAGGACAAGAAGCGCUCGCGCUUGCGCCAAGGCCGGGACGACGACGACCUGGACGACGACGACAUUGAUCUCAUUCAAGAAAACUUGGGUAUCAAGAAGAACCGCGACCGCUCCUACAGCGACGGCGGCGACUUUGACUCGGAUGGCUCGGCCAAGAAGGCGUCCAAGAAGGUGAAGAAGAAGGCCGAGAAGAUCAACGCCGACAUGUCCAAAGACAUGUUUGGUGCGUCAGAUGACGAUGAAGAUGCUGCGCCGGUGCGCAAGGGCGACGGUUACGGCGACGAGGCCGAGUACGACAGUGAUGAUGGCUUCAUCGUGUCGGAAGAUGAAGACGGCAACGGGCGUCAAAAGACGGGCCACCGCCCCGUGAAGAAGCCGCGCCAGUCGAUGGAGAUCGCUCAAGGUCCGUCUUUGUACCAGCUCGAUGAAGCCGAGGAGCUCUUCGGUGACGCCGAGGCCUUCUUGGAGGCAACGCGUGGCCACAUUACGCAAGAGUCGGCCGAGAAGGACAAGCGUGCAAUCUUGAUCGACAAGUACGAGCCCAGUGUCUUGAAGGAAUUCCACAUGACGGCCAACGACGCGGCUGUCCGCGAGCGCGACGAGCCCGAGCGCUACAUCCAGAUGUUUGCGCAGCGGCGGUUCCCGGACCCCGAAGAGCGUGCAGAGGAAGCCGAGUGGAUGGUCGACAGUGUCUUGAAGAAGCUCGAGGCCAAGUACACGGGCCAGCGCGGUGUGCGCGGCAACCUUGUGACUGCGAUCGACAACGUCCUCCGCUUCUACCAUGAAGACAAGCUGGAGCCGGCGUUCGUUCAGCGCUACUGCAAGGAGUACUGGAAGACCGCGGGGCUUCACAGCGAGCAUUUGUAUCUUAUCCAAGACCUCGACAUCAAGUACGACAAGCUCCAGCGGAAGCGUGCGGCGCUGCAGGUCGGCAUGCAAAACGCCGUCGACGCGAGCGAGGCGCGCGAGAGCACGGCCGUGCGCAAGUGCUACCAGCAUGUCGUGCGCAGCCCGGAAGAGAAGCACUUGGCCGAUCUCUCACUCGCGUUUUCGACGCUGGACGUGCGCGAGAAGAGCAAUGCGGCUGGCCUCAAGCGCCCCGGUCGACGGACAUUUUACAACGUGUGCGUCAAGGCUGGCCUCAAGGGCCUCGCCGCGCAGUUCACGAUGAGCGCGACUGUUCUCGGUGGCGUCUUGGCGGGCAUCUUGACGGACGGCGAAGGCCAAGUCGAAACGCCGACCGCCAGUCUCGGUGACAUUUGCAUGACGUACCUCUCGAACGAAUUUCCGACGAUUCCGGACGUCCUCAAGGGCGCACGCCACGUCGCGGCGUACCAAGUCGCGUCCGACCCGAACGUGCGCCAGCGCAUGCGCGACCUCUUCCAUCGCUUCGCCUCGCUCACGACGGUCACGACCAAGAAGGGCGUCGAGGAAAUCGACGAGUUUCACUACUGCCACGGUCUCCAGUACCUCGAAGGCAUGGCGGCGCUGGACGUUUUUGGAACGGAUUUGUACAUGCGGGUCGAGAAGGCCGAGAAAGAAGGGUUUGUGACGGCGCACGUCUCGGUGGACCACCUCGUCUUGAUUGAGAGCCUCGAGCAGAUCUACCUCGCGCCGGGCGACAGCAGCGAAUGGCAGAGCCACCGCCGUGACAUUCUCGCUGAGGCUGUCGUGGCAUUCUUGAUCCCGUCGCUUCAGGAAGAGCUGCGCCAGGAGUGGCGGCUCUCGGCGCAAGACGUUGUGCUGCGUCGGUGCGGCGACGCCAUGCGGAAGCGCGUCAUGGUCCGGCCAUUCGAAGCUCACGAAGGCGAGGACCCGCGCCUCAUCGGUAUUUACGUCGACGACGAAGAUCCGGAGGCCGUUGCCUACAUCGUCGCGCUCGACGAGAACGGAGAGCUCGUCGACAAGGUUCAGGGCCGGUGCUUGACGGCAACGUGCCUCGAGUCGCUCCAGACUGUACUCACGACGUUCUUGGAAGAGCACACGCGCACGUCGGCAGUUGUUAUCAACACGAGCGGCGGUCUAAAGUGCAUGGACAUGGGCGAGCUCGUCGACUCGGUUCGCAACAAGAUUCAUCGUGCCGAUGCCAGCGAACCGCGCGAGUACCUCCACGUGACGUUCCUCAAGGACGACGUCGCCCGCAUGUACAGCAAGUCGAAGCGCGCCGAGGCCGAGUUCCCGGAAGAGUCGACGGGCAUGCGUGCUGCGAUCGGGCUCGCGCGCUAUUUGCGCAACCCGCUCGCGGAGCUCAGCUCCAUGUGGGGCUUUGUCGCGCAGAACGAGCCAGGUCGUGGCCGUGAGCUUUUGUACCUCAACGUCGAUUUGUUCCAGAGCCACGUCAACAAGGACCUCCUCGUGAAAGAGUACGAGCGCAUCUUUACCCAGACCGUCAACAAGGUCGGCGUCGACAUCAACUACGUGGCCAACUAUGCGCACGCGUCGUACGUGCUGCAGUUCGUCUCGGGUCUCGGGCCGAUCAAGGCCUUGGCGCUCAUUGAGAAGAUCAAGGCAGCGGGGUACCUCGAGAAGCGCCAGGAUUUACUCAAGAUGGUGUCGGGCGCUGUCGUGUACCGCAACUGCGCGGGUUUUGUCCGCAUCCGCGAGCGUGACGCGCUCAAGGAGUCACCGCUCAACUCACUCGACGACACACGCAUCCACCCCGAGAGCUACUACAUGGCGGUCAAGAUGUGCGGUGACGCCAACAACAACACGACGAUGGAUUUGUACGACCCGGAUCAGUACUCGUACGCGGUCGAAGACACGAUGUUCCAGUCGGCAACUGCGAUCAAGAAUGCCAGCGCCAAGCGCCCGGCAAGCACGUCGAAGAAGAGUGAACGGCUCUCGGACGUCGAGAUCCAGGACUCGCUGGCGGACCUCGACUUGCCCGCGUAUGCCAACCGACUCGAGCUGCAGCAGAAGGGCCCGAAGCUCUUGACGCUCGAGCACAUCAAGCGCGAGCUGCGGUACCCGUACUUUGACCCGCGUGACAAGUACAAGGACCCGGUGCAGCUGGACCUCUUCUACCUCCUUCACAACGAGACGCGCGAGACGCUCCGCAUUGGUAUGGUCGUGCCGUGCCGCCUUAUCAAGAUGGCAGGUGAUCAGAUGGUCGUUGUUUCGCUCCACUCCAACAUCAAGGCGCAGCUCAAGAAGGAGCAUUUGCCCGACUACAUGACGGAGCGCGGCAAUGAGUACUUGCGCAUCAACGGGUUCCCGCGCGGCAUGCAAGUGAACGCCAAGAUCAUGGACUUUGUCCAGGACUACAACCGGUACCACUUGAGUCUCGCCUGCGACCAGCGGUCGAUCGUCAUGAUGACGGAAGAGAUCUUCAACCGCGGGUCGUUCCCGCGCGCCGUGAACGUCGACAAGAUUAUCAAGGACAGUCAGCACCGGUACGACUUGCUCGUGAACGAGCUGCCCCGCCCCGAGGAGGAAAAGUCAUACGACAACACGCGCAUUCAGAAAAAGUCCCAGCGCAAGCGCCGCCAGAUCAUCCACCCCGUGUUCCACAACGUCAACAUGAAGCAAGCGAUCGCCAAGCUCAAGACGCUCCCGGUCGGUGAUGUGGUGCUUCGCCCCGCGCGCGAGAACGUCGACCACUUGACGCUGACGUGGAAGGUCCUGGACGGCGUGUACCGCCACUUUGACGUGCUCGAGAAGGACAAGCCGUCCGAAGGCCGCCUCGGUGCCAAGCUCAUCGUCAAGGACGAGACGUUCGAGUCGAUUGACGAGAUGAUUGCGCGGCUCAUUGACCCAAUGAACACGCUCGUUGACGAGAUUGUGCACCACAAGAACUACCGCAACGAAGACGCGCACGACAUUGGCGAGGCGCUCCUUGCCGAGAAAAAGGCCGACCCGAAGCGCAUCCCAUAUGCGAUCCACCCGUUCAAGGAGUACCCGGGCUGCUUCUCCGUGACGUUUGUCGCGCGCACGACGGCGCGGACGUGGAACAUGGAGGUCCGUGCCAACGGUUUCCGGUUCUUUGGCUCGGUCAACUCGUCGGUCCAGCCAUCUCUGGCGCACGCGCUUGCGUUUUUCAAGAAGACGGCGCUCGCGCCGCCAAAGUCCAAGCCGCGCACGAGCAACUACGCGUCGGGUUCGGGUAGCCGUACCGCCGAGCCGUCGCGCCCGUCGAGCUACAGCAGCAGUGGCCGCUCGGGCGAGCCCGCGCCGCGCACGUCGAGCUACAGCAGCGGGCAUCACAGCUCGCACGGUGCGAGCAGCUACCAGCCGCACGGAGGUAACAGCGGCGGUCCACGGUACGCCGACUAUGGCCGCCCGCCGCCGCCGGCGCACCACCAGGCGCCGCCCCACCACCACCAUGCCGGCGCACCGUACCAAGAGCGCCGGUACUAGGAACAGUUGUAGUUGAUGACUCGUUUUCGACGCCUUGCGACAUCAUAUAUGGUGCCUACUCGUGUACGA